This is a messenger RNA of Trypanosoma rangeli, 483 nucleotides long. Its product is annotated as protein kinase. The transcript has a single exon. Lineage: Eukaryota; Euglenozoa; Kinetoplastea; Trypanosomatida; Trypanosomatidae. The coding region runs from base 1 to 483 and encodes 160 amino acids. The record is from RefSeq and is a predicted model, not a curated record.
AUGCGUUUUCUUGGAAACACCCAUCUGGAGCGCGAGCGUGAGUUACGCGUGUUUACCGAGUACGUCGGGUGCGGCAACAUUUACACCAUGGUGAGAGAAAUUUGGCAGCCUUCCACUUGUGGUCAUUCAAAAGUACAUGAUUCAUAUCUUGCGUGGACUUCACCACCUGCAUGGCAUGGCUCUUGUGCAUCAGGAUAUCAAGGGGGUGGGGGGGGGGGCACUCUUAUUACAAAGAGGGGCUGUUGCAACUUGGCGGACGUUGUAUGUAGCGGCACCCUUCACGAGGCUGAGGGACGUGAGGAACUGCGGCGCUCGCCACACUGGAUGACACCGGAGAUCAUUCACCGGUCACCCCCAGCAAUGGCAGGCGACAUGCGGGCCGUGGGAUGCGUGGGCAGUGAGAUGCUGCAGCGCCCCAUCUGGAACGUCGCCGGUGACCUCAACCCACUACAUUUUUAUUUACCGUAUUUGGAAACUGGAUAG